GCUGCUCGUAUUUAAUUGAGAGCGAAUACGCAAACAUAUCAGAGUGCAGUGCUGUAUGGGUGCAGUUUAGCGCCUUAUACUCGUAAAUCCUCCAAAAUGGUGUGGGCGCCUCUAAACUUGACUGACAUCUGUCCAGCCCACACUCAAGCCACCGCUUGCAGCCAGUUCGGAUACAUAUUCCUGAACCUCGUCAUCCGUCUGUACGGUGAUGCGGAAGACAGACGGAUCCAGGAGGCAAAAGGAUAUUACGGUGAUGGGAUAGUCGAGAACUUGUAUAAUCAUGAAGUUAAAGAGGAAUAUGACUUCAUAGUGGUUGGAGCGGGAGCGUCAGGGUGUGUGGUGGCGAAUAGAUUGUCAGCAGUUAAGGACUGGAAGGUUCUCCUACUAGAAGCAGGUCCAGAGCAGCCUGAUAUCACUCUAGUACCUGGAUUGAGCACAGCUCUCAUUGGCUCCAACAUCGACUGGAAUUACCUGACGGAACCCAACGGACGCAGUUGUCUUGGCAGACCCAACCAGCAGUGCGCCUGGCCGCGUGGCAAAACUAUGGGAGGGUCGAGUUCAAUCAACUCCAUGUCGUAUAUCAGAGGCAAUAAAGUCGAUUAUGACGACUGGGCCGCCGCUGGAAACGUGGGGUGGAGCUAUAAAGAUGUUUUGCCCUACUUCAAGAAAUCCGAACACAAUCUUAACUUGGAGGCGUUGAAUAGAAAAUACCACGGUGUGGAUGGAGAACAAUACGUGUCCCGCUACCCUUACAUAGAUGACCCUUCUAUUAUGUUGACCGAAGCUUUCCACGAAGCUGGCCUGCCCUUUCGAGACUACAAUGGUGCUGAACAAGUUGGCACUAUGCAAGCCCAGUCUGUAGUUAAAGACGGGGAAAGAGUGUCUACCAACAACGCUUUUAUCCAACCAAUCAGGUACAAAAGGAAGAAUCUCACAGUGAAACCCAACUCUGAAGCCAUCAAAAUACUCGUGAACGAACAUAAAAGGGCAUACGGGGUCAUGUACAUCAGAAAUGGAAAGAUCAGAACCGCUUAUGCUAAAAAAGAAGUCAUAGUCAGCGGAGGUGCCAUCAAUUCCCCGAAACUACUGAUGUUGUCGGGCAUAGGGCCUAAGAAGCAUUUGGAGGAUCUGCACAUAGACGUGGUCAAAGAUUUGCCUGUUGGCGAAAACUUACACGACCACGUCACGUUUAACGGUUAUAUCAUUGCUCUACCUAAUAAAACUAACACAAUGGUUGAUCAACAAGAAAUUCUGGACAGCGUUUACGAGUAUUCUCAGCAAAAAUAUAAGACAAACCCAUUGGCAGGCAAUGGGGCUGUAAAUUCUAUAUCCUUUAUCAAAACUGAGCCUGGUUUGCGCGCUCCAGAUAUACAGUUCCAAAUGGAUGUCACAGUUUGGGAGGAGUACAUAAGAGAACCAGCGUUAGUCGACUCAGUUGCCAUAUUCCCUACUGCUUAUUACACGGGAGUGUUGCCCCGUACUAUGAAUUUAGUCCCGAAAAGCAGGGGAAAGAUUCUGCUUAACGCGACCAAUCCUUAUGGUCCACCACUGAUUCAUGCCAACUACUUCGGCGACUCGAGAGAUUUCCUGCCUAUAAUCCGAGGUGUUAGGUUCUUGCUGUCCUUAGAAAAUACCAAAGCGUUCAGGUCUAGGGGAGCGUACUUUGUGAAGAAGCCAUUGAAAGUGUGCGAUCAUUUGCACUGGGGAACUGAUGAAUAUACGGUGUGUUUGGCAAAAGCGUACACUUCGUCACCUUACCAUCCGGCAGGUACCUGUAAAAUGGGUCCUAAGUCGGACAAAACUGCUGUGGUUGACCCAAGACUGAAUGUGUAUGGAGUGGAAGGCCUGAGGGUCAUAGAUGCGUCAAUUAUGCCAGUCGUGGUCAGGGGGAACACGAAUGCACCCAGUAUUAUGAUCGGUGAACGAGGCGUCGCCUUCGUUUUGGAGGAUUGGCUUGGCAAAUCUCAUGUGUACUAGUGAAAUUAAAGAUGUGAUUUUCAUCAGUUCGCUUCUUAUUUAAAAUCCAUGUGAUACAGGCGAUACAGCCUAGUGACAGAUAGUAACUGUCAGUCU
Molecule: messenger RNA, 2073 nt
Organism: Ostrinia nubilalis (European corn borer)
Lineage: Eukaryota; Metazoa; Arthropoda; Insecta; Lepidoptera; Crambidae
Product: glucose dehydrogenase [FAD, quinone]-like
Exons: 5
Coding region: 97-1977 (626 amino acids)
Molecular function (GO): flavin adenine dinucleotide binding; oxidoreductase activity, acting on CH-OH group of donors
Source: RefSeq, a predicted model, not a curated record